AGGCUGGAGAGGGCAAUGGGGAAGAGGGGGAGAGGAGAGGAAAGGGGGAGAGGAGACCGGAGAGUCGGCCCUGCCCAGGUACCCUGGAGAGCGCAAGCCAGGUCUAGCUGGGUCCUCGGGAGCCCUGGUGUGUGGGGGCGGAGGACACACCCCAUCCGCAGCCUCCUGCCACACCUCCGGAUAUCCCAGCUCCUUGCAGAGCCGCCAGGGGAGGACUCGGAGGCUGCCUUGCAGCCGCUGCGACAGCAUCCAUCCAUCUGCGUCCCAGGAACACUCCGGGGGCAUUGCACCUGCCCCGUCUCCCACAAGCCUCUCCACUUCCCGUUCAUCUCAAAGAAGGACCCUGAGGAUGUGAAGGAGGUGGUCGUCUGGAAGCGGUACAGCGACUUCCGCAAGCUGCACGGAGACCUGGCCUACACCCACCGCAACCUCUUCCGCCGUCUCGAGGAGUUCCCCGCCUUCCCCCCGGCCCAGGUGUUUGGCCGCUUCGAAGCCUCGGUCAUCGAGGAGCGGCGGAAGGGGGCGGAGGACCUGCUUCGGUUCACGGUGCACAUCCCUGCGCUCAACAACAGCCCCCAGCUCAAGGAGUUCUUCCGGGGUGGCGAGGUGGCACGGCCCUGUGAGGCGUCCAGGGACCUGCACAUCCUGCCUCCGCCACUGAUCCCCACCCCGCCCCCUGACGAGCCCCGGCUGCCCCAGCCGCUCCCCGCCGAGAGGAGGGGCCUCGAGGAGUCGGAAGUGCCAGCAGACCCCGCGCCGUCCAGCCCCGCCCAGGAGGCCCUGGAUCUCCUCUUCAGCUGUGGCAGCCCCCAGGAGGCGUCGGGGACCCCCACCCGGGGCCCGCUCACCGAGGCUGACCUCGCCCUCUUCGACCCCUUCUCCAAGGAAGGUGCAGGCUGCAGCCCCACCAGCGCAGGCGAGCUGGCAGCGACCGAGGCGGAGGCCACGCAGCCGCAGGAACCCUGGGAGCCAGGAGGGCGGCAGGGGGAGGACCCGCAGGGAAAGCCCGUACCCGCCUACGUGAGCCAGGCCACGGAACUCAUCGCCCAGGCCCUGCGGGACGAGAAGGCGGGCGCCUACCCGGCCGCGCUGCAGGGCUAUCGGGACGGCGUGCACAUCCUGCUGCAGGGGGUGCCUGGUGACCCAUCCCCUGCCCGCCAGGAAGGUGUGAAGAGGAAGGCGGCUGAGUACCUGAAGCGGGCGGAGGAGAUCCUGCACCUGCACCUGACCCAGCUCCCGCCCUGAGGGGGCGCACCCUCCCCGGGACUCCAGCUCCAGCACUGCCAGCCUCCCCGGCCCCUCCCCCAGGGCCUGGCCCUCCCACCGGGCCGUUUCUGUAUGCGACUGCACCAAGAAUGAGAACGAAAGGAUGAAUUCUGAGCUGCCGGAGUGUGGGGGUCUGCUUGGGCCCAGGGGCUCGCGCUUGUGAGCCCAUCCGACCACUGGACUGUCAGGUCACCCGUCUGGCCCCGGGCUCUGCCACCCACAGCCCGGAGCCACACAUCUCGUGCUAAAUACUGAGAUUUUUUUUCCACUUUUUAAUGGUUGGGGGAAAAAUAACAGGCAGGUGAAAAUUACAUGCAACGUAAUCGUAUAUAAAUAAAACUUGGCGGGACCCAA
Messenger RNA from Oryctolagus cuniculus (rabbit), 1620 nucleotides. RefSeq names its product sorting nexin 15 (gene SNX15). Gene Ontology annotation, molecular function: phosphatidylinositol binding. Lineage: Eukaryota; Metazoa; Chordata; Mammalia; Lagomorpha; Leporidae. The record is from RefSeq and is a predicted model, not a curated record.